Messenger RNA from Hyaena hyaena (striped hyena), 1587 nucleotides. RefSeq names its product macrophage receptor with collagenous structure (gene MARCO). Gene Ontology annotation, molecular function: G protein-coupled receptor binding. Gene Ontology annotation, cellular component: intracellular anatomical structure; plasma membrane. NCBI's taxonomy places the organism in Eukaryota, Metazoa, Chordata, Mammalia, Carnivora, Hyaenidae. Gene Ontology annotation, biological process: endocytosis. The transcript is spliced from 16 exons. Bases 1 to 1449 code for a protein of 482 amino acids. The record is from RefSeq and is a predicted model, not a curated record.
AUGGAAAAUAAAGAAAUUCUCAAGGAAGACGAGUUCUUGGCUAAUACCGGAGAAAGAGAAGCCAUCGACCACGCCAUGUUCCCUGCAAUGGAGACCUUUGAAAUCAAUGAUCACAAGUCAAGGAAGAGAAAGGCGGUGAACUGCUCCACGGUCAUAGUGGUCAUCUAUCUGAUUCUCCUUACCACAGGUGCCGGGUUGCUGGUGGUGAAAGUUCUGAAUCUGCAGGAGCGGCUCUGGGCCCUGGAGAUUCACUUCACCAAUGGAACGCUGGCCACAGAGGACAGCCCGUCCUUCUCUUUGCUCCAGUCAAUGCCCGUCCCGCCUCUCCUGGGACUGCAAGUCCUGCAGGCCCAGAUCACCCAGGUCCGCACCAGACAGGAGCACCUGCUGCAGAAGGUGGACAACUUCACUCAGAGCCCAGAGCUGUUCCAGAUCAAAGGAGAACGAGGCGCUCCAGGCCCCCCGGGACUCCAAGGUCCGCCUGGAAUCAAGGGAGAGGCAGGCCUCCAAGGACCCAUUGGUGCUCCAGGCAAACAAGGAGCCCCUGGCACCCCAGGACGGCAAGGAGAGAAGGGCAGCAAAGGCGACGGGGGACUUGUUGGCCCGAAGGGGGAACCCGGGGCUAAGGGAGACAAAGGAGACCUGGGCCUCCCAGGAAGCAAAGGCGACGUGGGCAUGAAAGGAGACGCAGGGGCCAUGGGACCCCCUGGAGCCCAGGGGAGCAAAGGUGACUCAGGGAAGCCAGGUCCCCCAGGUGUGGCUGGAUCUCCCGGAAUGAAAGGAGACCAAGGGCAACCUGGAGCGAAGGGUGUUCCCGGUUCUCCGGGCACGGUGGGACCCCCAGGUGCCAAGGGUGAGCCUGGCAGCGCUGGCCCCCCCGGGCUCACAGGACCAUCAGGGACACCCGGGAGACCAGGAGCCGACGGCAUGAAGGGAAGCAAGGGGGACCCAGGACUUCAAGGACAGAAAGGAACAAAAGGAGAAUCAGGAUUUCCAGGCCCUGCAGGCAUGAAGGGCGACAAAGGAAACCCGGGCCUCGUAGGCCUCACUGGUGCACCCGGACUGAAAGGCCAAAAGGGAGACCCAGGAGUGAAAGGAUCCUCUGGACAGCAAGGGAUACAGGGACAAAAAGGUCAAAAAGGUGAAUCCCUAGUGUCCGUCAGGAUUAUUGGCUCUAGAAACCGAGGCCGGGCUGAAGUUUACUAUAACGGUGCCUGGGGGACCAUCUGCGAUGAUGACUGGGACAAUUCAGAUGCCACUGUCUUCUGCCGCAUGCUGGGCUUCUCCAGGGGAAGGGCCCUUGUCAACAUGACACCUGGCACUGGGGAUAUCUGGCUGGAUAACGUCGCCUGUCAAGGGACAGAGGGAACCCUGUGGAGUUGCAGCAAGAAUAGCUGGGGCUCUCACAACUGCAACCACAGUGAGGAUGCGGGUGUGGAAUGCAGCUGACCCCUCACAGCCCCUCCACUGCUCUGCUCCCAAAGUGUCUGCAGGCAGGGACACUCAACUCACCUGGGGCAGGGCCGCUGCUCUCUGGGGGCUCACUCUGGGGUGGGGUCACUAAUAAAGCUCAAAGCGCUACCUGGU